Molecule: messenger RNA, 3463 nt
Organism: Kogia breviceps (pygmy sperm whale)
Lineage: Eukaryota; Metazoa; Chordata; Mammalia; Artiodactyla; Physeteridae
Gene: MKNK2
Product: MAPK interacting serine/threonine kinase 2
Biological process (GO): peptidyl-serine phosphorylation; protein autophosphorylation; intracellular signal transduction
Cellular component (GO): nucleus; cytoplasm
Molecular function (GO): ATP binding; calcium/calmodulin-dependent protein kinase activity; calmodulin binding
Source: RefSeq, a predicted model, not a curated record
CUGGCGGAGGAGUCCGCGGUGGCGGCGGCAGCGGCGGCGGCGGCGGCGCUGUUCCCCGCGCGGUCCGCGCAGCGGGCUCCGGGCUGCGCGUUUCGGGCGGCGGCACUGCGGCCCCGGCCCGAGCCCGAUCCCGGGUCCCCUCACCGGCCGCCCCCCCGCCCACGGGCCGCCCCCCGGGCCCUGCGUCCCCUCCCCCGCUGGCGGGGCCCGGACAGAAGAUGGUGCAGAAGAAAACAGCCGAACUUCAGGGCUUCCACCGAUCCUUCAAGGGGCAGAAUCCUUUUGAGCUGGCCUUCUCCCUAGACCAGGCCCACCACGGGGAGCCUGACUUCGGCCUGGAGUGCCCGGCCCGCCCUGAUAUGCCCGCAAGCCAGCCCAUAGACAUCCCCGACGCCAAGAAAAGGGGCAAGAAGAAGAAGAGGUGCCGGGCCACCGACAGCUUUUCGGGCAGGUUCGAAGACGUCUACCAGCUGCAGGAGGACGUGCUUGGGGAGGGCGCCCAUGCCCGCGUGCAGACCUGCGUCAACCUCAUCACUAACCAGGAGUAUGCCGUCAAGAUCAUUGAGAAGCAGCCAGGCCACAUUCGGAGUAGGGUUUUCCGGGAGGUGGAGAUGUUGUAUCAGUGCCAGGGACACAGGAACGUUCUAGAGCUGAUUGAGUUCUUUGAGGAAGACGACCGUUUCUACCUGGUGUUUGAGAAGAUGCGGGGCGGCUCCAUCCUGAGCCACAUACACAAGCGGCGGCACUUUAACGAACUGGAGGCCAGCGUGGUGGUGCAGGAUGUGGCCAGCGCCCUGGACUUUCUGCACAACAAAGGCAUCGCCCACAGGGACCUAAAGCCGGAAAACAUCCUCUGUGAGCACCCCAACCAGGUGUCCCCCGUGAAGAUCUGUGACUUUGACCUGGGCAGUGGCAUCAAACUCAACGGGGACUGCUCCCCCAUCUCCACCCCGGAGCUGCUCACCCCGUGCGGCUCCGCCGAGUACAUGGCCCCGGAGGUGGUGGAGGCCUUCAGCGAGGAGGCAAGCAUCUAUGACAAGCGCUGCGACCUCUGGAGCCUGGGCGUCAUCCUCUACAUCCUGCUCAGCGGCUACCCGCCCUUCGUGGGCCACUGCGGCAGCGACUGCGGCUGGGACCGCGGCGAGGCCUGCCCGGCCUGCCAGAACAUGCUGUUUGAGAGCAUCCAGGAGGGCAAGUACGAGUUUCCGGAGAAGGACUGGGCCCACAUCUCCUUUGCUGCCAAAGACCUCAUCUCCAAGCUCCUCGUCCGUGACGCCAAGCAGAGGCUGAGUGCUGCCCAAGUCCUGCAGCACCCCUGGGUGCAAGGGUGCGCCCCGGAGAACACCCUGCCCACGCCCAUGGUCCUGCAGAGGAACAGCUGCGCCAAAGACCUCACGUCGUUCGCGGCCGAGGCCAUUGCCAUGAACCGGCAGCUGGCCCAGCGCGAGGAGGACGCGGCCGAGGAGGCGGGGCAGGACCAGCCCGUGGUCAUCCGAGCUACCUCACGCUGCUUGCAGCUGUCCCCGCCCUCCCAGUCCAAGUUGGCCCAGCGGCGGCAGCGAGCCAGCCUGUCCGCGGCCCCCGUGGUCCUGGUGGGAGACCACGCGUGACCCCCUCCUUCCCUCUGUACAUAGGCCGCCCCUCCCCCCGUCAAGUCUAAAGAUUUUUUUAAGCUAUUGCCCGCGGGUGACCAGCGGGCUGCCCUCCCCCGGCUGGAUUCCGAGGCGCUAAGCUCAGCUCGGGGGUCUUUUUAUGUAAGGUUUUUGCUGUUGGGUUUUUUUCCUGUUCCCCCCCCCCCUUUUUUUUUUUUUCCUUUCAAUGGUGUUAAAUGCAGAGCAGGCGCCCGGGGAGGAGAGCGGAGGGCCUGUGGCUGGGUGGGGUCCUCCCGCUGCCCCGGCCCGGGAUGCGCCGGGUACUGUGAAGGCUGCUCCCCGCCGCCCGCGUGACUCAGGAGAGGAGGGCGCGGCGUCUCCCCGAGCCGGCGGGACCUCGCCGCCCCCCUCCCCGGCCCUCACAGUGUUUUCAGGGACGGGUCGACCCCCACCCACCUCCCCUCGACGAGACGGUAGCUCCUUCCCUCCCCUCAGACACCCUGGCGGCCGGGCGGGCCGGGGGCUUCUCACAUCUCCCUUGUCGCAGGGCGGGGCCUGGGGGCGGGCGGGGGGCCCGCUGGAGCCCCCGCCGACUGACAAUCGGGGCUCCCUCGAACCUUGACCUUAAGCUGCGGCUGCCCAGGGCCCCUCCCCUGGCCUCUCCACUGGGGACUGCCCACCCGGGAAGGGGGGCGCCAGAGGAAGUGCGAGGAGCCGGACAGGCCCCCGACAGCCGACGUGGGGGUCCCGCGGACCCCCCGACCCGGGCACCCGAGUGCCCCUUCUCAGGGCUCAGUCUGACCACGGCCACGUCCUGCCCGGCCGCCCCUCGGGUCUGGCGUGGAAGCUCUCUCAGCCCCGCCCCCGGGGUCUCGCGUGACUCCCCCCCCUCUAGGGCGGUGUCUCUGUUCCGCCCACCUUCAGGAAAAGGCCGCAGCUGCCGCGCCCCUUCCGCCCGCGCCUGAGUCAGACGUCGCGUGACCCGCCGGGCUGGGGAGACUCUGACGCCCUUCGUCCUCGGGUGGGAGACUCUAUGCAAUUCACAGGCUUCCUUUUCCACGUGCACACGGGCUUCUGCCGGGGUUGGGGGCGCGGGCAGCCGCCCAGACCGCCCUCCGGUUCCUCGCUGUUCGUCCUGUCUCGUUAGUUUUCCAGAACAUCAGCUGACUUCCCUUCCCUGUUCUUGACGAAUACUUGAAUGUGGGGGGGGCGGGGCGGGCCUCGAGGCGUGGGGGGGUUCGAGCGCCGUCUCUGCAGCCCCCUCGAGUCUCGGAGAUUGUGGCCGUCCUUGGUGGCUGGUGGGGGGCCGCCGCCCCGCCCUGCCCGCCCGCCCGCCGAUCUGUGGACUGGCCUUUCCAAAGACUCCGGGGGGGGGGAGGCCACCCCCCGUCAUUUUUCGCCCAUCAGUGAUUCCACGUUUUGCAACCGAGGAUUCUGCCUUUUUGUAAAAAAGAAACGAAUGGACUCUCGCCCGCUGCAGGCGCCAUGGCCAUUUUACUCCGGAAAGCUGAGCUGUGAGCAGCUUUUUUUUUUUUUUUUUUUUUUCCUCAAAGGUGGGACAGCCACUUCCUCCCCCUCCCCUGUCACAACGACAGCGCGGCCCGGAGGACUGGUCAGAACCGUUACUGUGAACGAGCCUGGCGCUGGGGGGAAGGGGGCACAGCAGUGUUUCAACGUUAAGAUGUGUAAAAAAGACAAAAAAAAAAAAAAAAAACUCAAAUUUUUUUAAAGUGGGGGAAAAACAUCCAAGCACUUUAACUCCACUGUACCAGGUGAACUGAUACAGCUCAGAAGUUUUCCUUUACACCAACUGUCAACGCCGGUAUUUUGUAUUCUGUUUUGUAAGGAUUUAAUAAAAGUCAUAAAAACUA